AAGAUACAGAUAGUCCAUAAUAACAAAGCAUAGGUUCUUUAUGAGAUUUAACGCGAAACAAUAGAUUGAAUAUACAGGUUUUGUGUGUGACCUUUUCAUAUACAAUUUCGGACAAGUAUUUUCGGAUAAAAUUGGAGAUUGAGGUAGAGACUCGUGUGCUUUCGGCCGUCUCAGAUUCAGCUUGUACUUGCACCUGAGCCUUUCAUGUGAAAAUUUGACUUUGAGAGUGUAGUGAAGAUGUCGUUACGACAAGAAGUCUUACAUCUCUAUAGGUGUCUCAUGCGCCUUUCGUAUCGUUGGGAAUCAGCUCUAGGCAAUCCGGGGGCAACUGAGGAAGAGAGGAAGUACAUCAGAGAGGAAUCUAGACGACUGUUCAAGAAAAAUAAGAGUAUUACAGAUGAAAAGGAAGUUCAAGAUCAUUUGAAGGAGGGUGUUACUCGAUUAGAUUUAGCCAUACACUACCGGAACCCAUAUCCAAGACCUGUACAUCUUCCCCAGCAUGUGCUGCACUCCAAGACAGGCAAACGUCUGAAGGGCCAACAGAGGAAGCUUGAGCAGUCCAAGCCUAUCUACGUCAAAUCAUAUGAUGACGAGUCCUGACAUGACAUUGUGAGAGAUGGAAAUCUAGAACUUCCUGAGAAGUUAAAAAUUGCAAGCAGUUAUAAACUGCAGGCAGAAAACUGGGAUGAACACAUUUCUAUAUGCAUGGCAAACAGCAUGUGCGAUUGUUUGCAUUGUAACUAUUGAUGCAACAAUAGGGUGUUCAUCUUUAAAAAAUCUUGGCUUUUGAGAACGCAUUGGAAAUGUUAAUUUGUUGUUGUUGUUGUAUUUUUGUAUAAAAGAUUAAAUGUG
This is a messenger RNA of Dreissena polymorpha, 852 nucleotides long. RefSeq names its product LYR motif-containing protein 1-like. Gene Ontology annotation, cellular component: mitochondrion. NCBI's taxonomy places the organism in Eukaryota, Metazoa, Mollusca, Bivalvia, Myida, Dreissenidae. The coding region runs from base 238 to 600 and encodes 120 amino acids. The record is from RefSeq and is a predicted model, not a curated record. The transcript has 5 exons.